This is a messenger RNA of Fusarium vanettenii 77-13-4, 1090 nucleotides long. RefSeq lists its product as uncharacterized. Gene Ontology annotation, biological process: spliceosomal complex assembly. Gene Ontology annotation, molecular function: nucleic acid binding; zinc ion binding. The coding region runs from base 88 to 810 and encodes 240 amino acids. The transcript has 2 exons. Gene Ontology annotation, cellular component: catalytic step 2 spliceosome; U2 snRNP; nucleus. The record is from RefSeq and is a predicted model, not a curated record. NCBI's taxonomy places the organism in Eukaryota, Fungi, Ascomycota, Sordariomycetes, Hypocreales, Nectriaceae.
CCUCGCGAAAGCAACCAAAUCGCCAAACCCUCGAUCGUAACAAGUCGCAACCUCACACAUACCAAUACACAACCGCGACUCUACGCAAUGGACUUUCAGAACCGCGCAGGCUCCAAGUUUGGCGGCGGCGGCGUCGCGUCUCAGUCGGCCACCAACGCGGACCGUCGCGAGCGUCUUCGCAAGCUCGCCCUCGAGACCAUCGACCUUGACAAGGACCCUUACUUCUUCAAGAACCACGUCGGCUCCUUUGAGUGCCGUCUCUGUCUCACGGUUCACCAGAAUGACGGUUCCUACCUCGCGCAUACCCAGGGCAAGAAGCAUCAGACCAACCUCGCCCGCCGUGCCGCCCGCGAGCAAAAGGAGGGCCGCCAGGGCGCCGUCGACCCUGCCACAGGGCUUCCCGUCGGCGUUACAGGAGCUGGCUUCGCACAGCGCCGCAACGUUGUCAAGAUCGGCCGCCCUGGAUACAAGAUCACCAAGAUCCGAGACCCUGUCACGCGCCAGCAGGGCCUGCUCUUCCAGCUACAAUACCCAGACGCCACCCCCGAGACCACACCCAAGUGGCAGGUCAUGAACGCCUUCACACAGCACAUCGAGGAGCCCGACAAGAACUUCCAGUACCUGCUCGUCGCCGCUGAGCCCUACGAGACGGUCGGCUUCAAGAUCCCGGCCCGCGAGCUGGACAAGCGCGAGGACCGACAAUUCUGCUUCUGGGAUCCUGACGCCAAGGAGUAUUGGAUCCAGGUCAUGUUUAUGACGGAGCGUGAGGAGCGCUUCAACGCAGCACCUGGUCUGACAGCGCGGAGAUGAAUACGGAUGUGAUCGCAGUUUCUUUUGGGCGGGAGUCAUUAAAAGGUUAUACGGUUUAGGAUAUGGCGUUGAAGGAUAGUUAUUUGGCGCAUGACGGCGCAGAGAUUGGCUGUCCGCCAUGUCAAGGCGCUACACGAGCUCCAUCGUCCACAGUUGCUGUUACGGUUGAUACGAGCUGAAGCUCAAGCUCGGGCUCUCCAUGUACAAGAUUGUAGUAGAAUGCAAAUAGUACAAUAUCAAGGCUCACGGCAUGACUACAUGUUGUCAUGUAUCCAUCAUU